Molecule: messenger RNA, 3241 nt
Organism: Dermatophagoides farinae (American house dust mite)
Lineage: Eukaryota; Metazoa; Arthropoda; Arachnida; Sarcoptiformes; Pyroglyphidae
Source: RefSeq, a predicted model, not a curated record
AUGAUAAAGGAAUUGAAAUGAUCGAAAAUGGUGAUGAAUCUGAUUCAAAAGCUUUUGAUAAUGAUGAUGAUGCGGAUGCGGAUGUGGAUGAAGAUCAAGAUAAUGAAAUGAUCAAUUCUAUAAAUGGUGAUUCAUCAUCAUUGAUUAAUGAUGGUGGUUUACAAUCGGCAACAGCUAGUACAGCAAUUGAUGAUGAAAUUAUGAUUAGUGAAGAUGAAGAUGAUGAUAUUGUGGAUGAAGAUGGUGUUGGUGAUGAUGGUGAAGAUUCAUUAGCCGCUUCUGCAACAAAGAAUAUGGUAAAUGAAAAUAAAUUAAAUUCCAUUAAUAAUAACAUUUUGAAUAAACCACAGAAUCUGGUUACGAAAUCAUCAUUGAAUUCUGUGAAAAAUAAUCAACAAUCAAUCAAUAAUAACAAAAUUACUGAAGAAAUUGUCAUCGAAGAUGAUGAUGAUGAUGAUGACGAUAUGGAUGAUGAAGAUGAAGUGCAAGAUUUAUCAACAAAUAAUAAAUCAACAUCGAAGCAUGUAAAAGCAGAACAACAACAACAACAACAGAAGCCACAAGAACAAGAAAUGAAACAAAAAUCAAAAGAUAAUGAUAGCGUAGAUGAUGUGGUUAUUGUUGCUGAAAAAACAUCGAUUGAAGAUUUGAUUCCUAAAUUGACCGAUGAAUUGAUUGGUUUUCCGAAAUUUUUCCAAAAUGUUCUCACAUUAGGUGAUUGUAUAGCGAUAAAUAAAAAAUCUCGUAGUGAUAUCGAUAUUGAUAAAGAUUAUUCCAUACUUGAUUGUCCAUCACAAGUGGUACCAUUGAUCGUAAAACGGGCAAAUAAAUUUCCUACAAAAUUGAAACAAGAUAAUUUGGAUCAAUCAACACAGAAACCGGCACCGCCACCACCAUCUACACAGACGAAUAAUACAAAAAAUAUGUUGACCAUAUCGGAUUUUUAUUCCAGUUCAGUGGGAAAAUUUUUAAUCGGUAUUGGCCUGAGUCGUGUUAAACAAUGGUAUCAUAAAGAUGCUAUUAACAAAGUACGAAAACAGAUUCGUAAAGAAGGUGAUGCCGAAGAUUUGAUGGAAGAACUAAAGAAACAGCAAGAAUAUCUAAAUUGUUGUCGUGUAGCGAAUUCAUCAUACAUUUAUCCAACGAUAAAAUGUGAACAUUGUGAUUUUCGUACCGAAUUUCAAUCGGUAUUACAAAAUCAUAUGGCAUAUCCACAUCAAACAUCACGUAAAGAAUUGAAGUGCAAUUAUUGUCAAUUUUCUACACGUGAUUCAAAAGUUAUUAUUGAUCAUGUACAAUGUAUGCAUGAACGUAAAUGUAUGAUUGAAUUACCACCACAGCUAUAUGAAUGUCCAAUUUGUCCAUAUGAAUCUGGUGUGAAAUCAAAAGCUGCAACACAUAUAGCAAAAUGUUUGAAAUUUUUUCUACCAGAAAAAUUAUUGGUCAAUAAAGAUGAUUAUUUUCCAACGAUAACACCGAAACCAAUUACACAGGAAGAUAUAAAAAUCUAUGAAGCUACAUUACAAGCAUUACGUUUUGCUGCAUUGAAUCCACAAACAAAGGUUCCUCAGAUUGCUGGUCUACCGCCAGGUCUUCAACAACAAAUGUAUCUUGUUCAGCAACAACAAAUGAAUCGAAUUGGACCAUCAUCAGGUCGUAUUAAAAAACAUCAUCAUCACCAUCAACAGCAACAACAUCAUCAUCAUCAACAGCAACCAUUCGAUGCUCAUCAUCAAGCUCAUCAUCAACAAUCAUUAGGCCAAUCAUCCAUAAUGGCUCAUACAUCAUCAUCAUCAUCAUCGGCAAAUAAAAUGAAUCGACAUAAUAAUAAUGCUGUCACUGCUAAUCUUGCUGCCAAUGUAAAUCAAUUGGCUGGAUUGAAUCUGCGUAAUGUUGCGGCACCACAAUUGUAUAACAUGUUGGCCAAUACACAGGCUGCGGCACAAUUUUUACAGAAUCCGGCCGCAGCAGCAGCUGCCGCUGCUGGAUUACAAGGUCUAUCACCAAAUGCACUUAGUUUAUUGAAUAAAACACAUAUGUUGGCCAAAUUACAGAAUAUUGCCGGUACAGCUGCUGUUGGUGGUGGUGGUCUAUCGGCCUCACCACAACAACAACAACAGCCACAACAUUCAUCAUCAUCAUCAUCCAGUCGUCAUAAUAGUAGUAAAUCAAAUAUCAUAUCAAAUAAACAUCAUCAUCAUCAUUCACAGCAGCAACAACAACAACAACAACAACCGAAUAAUUUAACAGUUGGUUCAGCUGCUGCAGCAAAUAAUCCAAAAGGUUCAUUUGUUAUGUGUGAAAUUUGUGAUGGUUAUAUCAAAGAUUUGGAACAAUUACGUACACAUAUGCAAUGGAUCCAUAAGGUACGAAUUCAUCCGAAAAUGUUGGCCAGUAGACCACCAUUGAAUUGUCAAAAAUGUCAAUGGAGAUUUUUCACCGAUCAAGGCCUUGAACGUCAUUUAUUAGGUUCACAUGGUCUUGUUACAUCGAAUAUGCAAGAAAUGGUUAAUCGUAAUGAAGAUGGUGGCCGUUGUACGAUUUGUGGUCGUGUAUUCUCCAAUAAAUUGGUUACUCACAUGAAUCAUGCCCAUAAAAUCAAUCUAAAACCAGCACAUUUAAGCUACAAAUGUACGGUGUGUUCAGCCACAUUUAAUCUUUAUAGAUUAUUUGAAAAUCAUGUAUACAUGGUACAUAGUGGAUCGGUCAAACGAAAUAAUAAUAAUACAGCUGAUAAUGAAUCAUCAUCAUCAUCGAUGCCGCCAAGAAAAAAGGCUGCAUUAGAUAUGUCAGCAAAUGGUAAUUGAAAAAAGAUUUGGGGUUGAAAUAUGUAUAGAAAAAUUCAAUCUAUACUUGCUAACACACAUCUACAUCCAUUCGUUUAAAGCUUUAUAAAGCUAUAUAUAUCGAUUGAAUAUUCCUUGCGCCAAUCAUCCCAUCAUCAUCAUCAUCAUCAUCAUCAUCAAAAUCAUCAAGUUCAUCAACUUCAUCAUUAAAAGAAUAGAAAUUGAAAAUUUUCAUAUGGAAAAUACCAAAAAAAAAAGAAAAAAAAUGUUGAUGUAUUGGAUUUUCAAUUUUCAUAAUUAAAAAAAAAUGUAAAUAUUAUUUACUCUCUUUAUUAUUAUUUUAUUCAUUAAGACGCUUGUUCAACAUUAUUUCUACUACAAAAAUAACAACCAAACAAACAAACCAACAACAACAACAACAAUUCAAUUUAACACACCCACCCACCCACACACAC